CUGAGGAUACGAUCUUUUCCUGGGCCUCUGAUAAUCCGGUUUUUUUAAGCAUUAAUGCAUCUUAUUUUAUCUCAAACUUUCUGUUAAUGAAAGAUCCGAAAUUAAACUUAUCAAAGUGGCAUCCACAUCCUCCUUGUCUACUCUCAGUGAUUUCUACACGGAUAAAUAAAUCCAAAGUGACAUUGAAUGUUGAUGGGAAAGAUUUCUUAUUCUUUUUUUUACCUUAUUGCUCAUUUGCCGGUAUAAGGAAUAACGGAUGUUACCAGCAGUAUUCGGUUUCGAAGGAUCACUAUUGGAAUCUAAAUAAAAUAAUGAAGAUUUCAGUUCUACUUGUGAGAUCAGGAUGAUAUCAUUAGAAACCGAACAGAUCUGCCUGACGCCAUUGGGUACCUGACUGGUUAUCUUUUGACGUCAACAUGGGAAGCAGUUGCUCAUCAGCACAAAAGAAGAAAGAUAAAGACAAACAGAAUGCACACGGGGGCCAGUCACCUAUUGGUGGACGUCGACGCUCAACGGACAGCUUGCCAUAUGGAAAAGGUUCUCCACCUUCGUCACGGCGUCCAUCCUUUGACCCCAAUUCUGCCCCAGCUACUGUACCUGAACAAGGUGAAAGCCCAAGUGAGCCCACUGUAGGUCAUAAGGUGCCUGUAGAUGCUGCUUUGUCGUCGGUGAGUGCCGGGGGAUCGUCUUGUUCUCCACCGCCUGGAACAACGGGAACUCCAAUAAUAAAAGAUGCUCCCUCUUUGGAUGCUAUUGGUCUUCCUGAUUUACAAAGAUUUCCUGAUCAUGUACGCUCAUUAAUUUUGGGUCGAGUCAGUGAGAUAGAUGUUCAGACUCCUCUUCAAGAAAUUACAUUAUAUGUUGCAGCUGAUUUUUAUGAUUCUGUUGUUGAACGAGAAGCUUUGAUAGAACGUGUAUACCCUUACCUACGGAGGUAUUCUGCAGAGAAAGGUUAUGAACUGAAUGUAACAGACCUGCAUUGGGGUAUACCUGGUGUAGGUCUAGUUGAUCACAGCUUACCAGAAUUAUGCAUGAACUUUUUAGAAAAAUGGAGGACAAGAAGAAGACUUUUGACAUUAGUUAUUUUCAAUGACAAUAUUGGCCCAACACUCUUACCACGCACACUUCCAAAACCACAUUUUGAAUCUGGUAUGGAAUCGGUUGAAACCGAUGAUGACAAAGAACUUUUUAAAAAGUGGUAUAAAUUGGACUCUGUAGCAUCACCUAUGGUCUAUGUUCUUCAGCCUGUUGUAAAGAACUACCCAGCUGUUGCUGGUGAAGAUCCUGAAGAAAGAGGAAAGUAUAUGACACUUUGGAAAGAAGAAUCCCAAAGAAUGAUUACAAUCCUCGGAAACAUCUUACCUGAUGGCCAAAAGCAAAAGAACCUUACUUCCGUUUUGCAAGAUGAAAUUAAAUUUAUAGUCUCAGAUGAUCCUCAAGAAGCAAAGCGAGUUCUUUGGAUGCAGCGUCGUUUCACUCAUAAACCUGCUUCAGGUGGUGGUGAUAAGCCAUCUCCUUGCAGCCGCAAGAUAGACCAAUCAAAAGUCCAACUUGAGGAUUACCUACCAGAUACUCAAAAACUGGUGUUCUAUGUCAAAUGGCAUGAAGAAGGAAUCGAUCCUCAAAAUUUUGAAGAAGAUGAGCAAUACAUAUCAGAUUUUUGUGAUUCAUUAAAAGAAGAGUUACAAAAAUUGAUUGAUGGUCUUUUGGAGGAAGAUUUUCUUGAAGAAGCACGAGAAAAUUACAGAGGCAUAGAAAAACAACUGUAUGUAGAAUUGAUUCAGCAAUAUGAAGCUUGUCGUCAACUGAGUAAGAAUUUCCUGCACCGUGAAGUUAGUCUGGAAGCAGUCAAGUCAUAUCUGAAUGGAAGUACCAAUCAUCCUCUAAUCAUUCAUGGCCCUGCAGGCUGUGGGAAAACCAGCUUGAUAGCCAAACUGACUGAAAUGUGCUCAGUUUGGUUUCCUGCCUCUUGCAUUGUCUCACGUAUUGUUAGUCUAACUGCAGAGUCAGCUACUCAGCAUCAGCUGUUGAGAAGCAUUUCUGAACAGUGCUGUGCUUUAUAUGGUGAGCACCCUGCUGUGGCUUCAUCUACCAUUCAUAGCUGGGAUUAUGGUUUAGGAAAGCUGUUGGGUAAAGUAUCAGAAUUGCGACCACUUAUUAUCCUUAUUGAUGGCAUUGAUCAACUUGCAGAUUACAGUGACAAAGAUUUGCAAUGGCUUCCCCGUGAAUUACCUACCCAUGUUAAAUUAAUACUGACAGUUAGAGAUGACAGUGAGGAACAUAACAAAAUAAAGAAUAUUAUGGAAAGCAGCAGCUGUUUUCUGUCUAUUUCUAAUCCCACCGCUGAUGAAGCUAAAGCAACUGUAAGUCACCUGUUAGAAAGCAAUAAGAAACGUCUGAGCUCUCCAGAACAAGACAUGAUUGAUGAAUUUUUGAAAGGAGAAAAUAGUGCACGUUAUUCCCAUUUGCUAGGACUCAUGUCCACCAAGUGGGCAGAUAUGCUUGUUGAGAAAAAAGAGGAUAUGCAGAAGAAUACAGAAGGACUUGUUUUUCAAUAUUUGUCUCAUGUGGAAUCUCAUCUAGGCGUGACCUUGAUAACUUUGGUCCUUGGACUCUUAGUUGCAGCUAAGCAUGGUAUAAGUGAAAGUGAAAUGUUGGAUUUAUUGUCCUGUGAAGAUAGCGUAUUAAAUCUCGUAUUUUUUGGUAAGCAAACAAAAGUUCGUCGAAUCCCUGCCAUUCUAUGGGCAUCUGUAAAAAAUUUCUUGAACCCUUUUUUAAGAACUCAGGUACUUGGUGGACGAACUUUAACUAUGCUUUCUUGUGAAGCAUAUAGGACAGUAAUGAAAAAAUAUCUGCAAAACAAAGGGCACACAGUGAAGGCAUCAGCACAAGUGUUGGUAGAUUAUUUCUUUGGCAAGUGGGCUGAAGGCAAAGCUAAACCCAUAUCUCCUACUUCUGAACAAUCACAGGACAGAUUUGUGCUUGAUCAGCCACUAGCCUAUGGGCCAAAUCCGAAUAAGAGAAAAUUAGAAGAAUUGCCUUACCAGGUUUUACAAGUAAAUGAUUCAAUACGAGACAACUUUUUAUUUGAUGCCACAUGGCUUUUGUAUAAGUUCUGUGGCUCUGAUCCUUAUCAGCUGUUAGAGGACAUUUCAGGUUAUCAGAAAACUCUACCUGAAAGUGAGAAGCAAUUAGAACUGUUGGAAAAUGUUGUACAGCUGUCUAGUUAUGCUUUGCGUUGCGAUGGAUCUCAGUUUUUUGCACAAAUGUAUGGGCGCCUUAAGAAGUUCUUUUCUACUAGUUGCUCUUCUGAGUAUUCUUCAUUGAAAAGUAUAUACGAAACAUCUUGCAAGCCACCAUUAUCAUCUCUGUUGCCCAUUGGCUCUUGUCUGGAAGAGCCUGCUAUCCCAAAUGUAACUGUUAAUUGUAAUAAUCAUCAUUCAUCUCCUGGCUCUGAAUCCCCUAGCUCCAAAGGCUUUCCAUUCACUGGAUUGUACACUAUUAAAGAAGACAAAGGGCAUGUUGUUUCUAUAUCAAGUGAUAAAAAUGAAAUUGUUGUAUGGAACAUUUAUGAACAAGCUGCAGUUCGUCGAAUGACAGGAAUUAACCAACCAAAAGACAUUAAAAUGAUCGAUAUUCAUCGUGCUUUAGUUUUGUGCAAUAGAGAACUGAAAGUCUAUAACCUAGAUCAAGGUACCCUUGUGGUGAAGCUAAAGGGUGUGAUGAAUCAAAAAAUGGCCUAUUAUGGUUUGCACAAUGAAAACUAUGCUGUUGCUCUCUCUAGGAACAGAAUGUAUGUUAACAUGACCAACCUUAAUACUGGUGAUUUAGAAACAACUUUCAAAGUAGGUGAAGAUAGAUUUCUGAACAGUUUACUUGUAAGUGCAAAUGGAAGAAUCUGUGUUUGUGGAGAUGAAACUCAAAAGCCCUUUCCUUUACUUGUGUGGGAUCUGACAAGUAGAAAGUUGGUUUAUGAUCUUCGGAUACCUCACCAUGAAUUUGUAACUCGACUGUCUGCAAUUAGUGACGAUGGUCAUUAUGUCGUUUCUGUUUGCAGGGAGUUACAUGAUGCUUCACCUAAUUUCAUCAUUGUCUAUGAUUUGCAAAGUGGGACAUUGUUUAAGAAAUGGAAACCAGAAAGUAGUAGCUGCAGCAUUGCCAUAUCAUCACAAGGUGGUUGUGUUGUAAAUGGUCUUGAAAAUACAUGGGUAUUAGUUUGGGAUUUAUCAACAGGAGCUCGAAGGUUUACUCUAAGAGGCCACAGUGCACCAGUAGACCAGAUUCGAAUGGAGGAGUCUGGCAAAAGGUGUCUUACUUACGAUUCCAGAAAUUAUGAUCGAAGUGUUAGGGUUUGGGAUAUAACAAAAGGCGAAUGUUUGGCUGUAUUCACCCCUGAUCAAGAAUUUUCCUGCUGUGAAUUAUCACUGGAUGGGCGAGCAGUUAUUUUGGGCCUGAAAGGAUUUGAUAGCAUCACCACUCUCCUUCUCUGCCAAGAGAGCACAGUGGAAGAAGAAAUGCCAAAAAUUACCUGUUAUGGGGAUUCCCAAUUCAAAAAUAAAGUUUUUGACAUGAGCCAUGAUGGUCAAUGAAUUCCUUAAACUUUCUUCAAAACAUCAUUUCAAUUAACUCAUCCAAAGGUAGUGAAAUACCUACUUUUGAAGCAGAAUGCAAUGAGGAACUGGGUUCUUGUUACUUAUGAAUGAGUAUACCCUUUUGUGGAAGCUGUUGUGGAGGCUCUGAAUUUCUGUCAGCAUCUUGAAGUGGCAUUUCCAACUAGUUUCAAAAAGUUAUGAGUAAAGCCUUUGAAACAUUUUGUGUAAUGAUGAGGAAUAAUACCAAAGGACCAGUCUUUGGUUUUUAUGGUUUGACUUGAUUCACUUGAUAAGAAAGCUGCAGUCAUCCUGUAGUCAAGUACCCUGUUGCAAAUGAAACAGUUUUUGCAUUGGCGAAUUUUUGUUGUAUAGAUGUCAUAUUUUAACAUGUAAAAUACCAGACAAAAUAUGCUUUUUUUUUUCUUUUCUUUUUUGCAUUUGUUACCUUGUACAUAUAUAUCAGAUAUUUAUAAAACUCAGGACUUUUCUUAUGCAUUAGGAAAUGUUGAUCAUGUCGCUUUGUCAGUUGUUUUAAAAAAUUCAUUUGGUCUAUCUUUCAAGAUACAGGAUCAAGUCCUGUGUGAAUUUUUAUAUGUACAUUAAACAAAAAAAAUAUUUCACUGCUCAAAAUAUAAGCUACGCAAUGUCAAUUAAUUCUUGUUGCGAUUUUCUAUACAUUUUGUGGUUUUUUUCUGAAAAAUUGCUACUGGCAAAUUGCUAUGAUCAUUCAAAUAUUUGCUAGAAAAAAUUAUAUAAUUUUUUUUUUAUUAUUUUUAAAAUUUUGCAUUAUAUGACAAAAUAUUAACUUUAUAGAUUUCAUUGAAAAUAAAAGAAAUGCAGUUUGGUGCAUUAUUAAAAAUUAAGUGAAAGUGCAAUUCACUUUUUUUAACUUAUAUUGUAAGUGGAAUUUUGAAUAAUUAUUGUUUAGUUUCAGAUCUGUUGCAACCCUUUAGUGACAAUUAUUGAUUAACAAGUAUUAAUGUAUACAGUUCUGUUUCUUAACCAUUUUCAAAUGACACAAAUCAUUCGCACACUAACUUUUUUGUAUCAAAGUUUCUAAGUUUUAUCUAAGUUUUUCCCUUUCACAAAAUAAAUUUUUUAUUUUUCUAUUUUAUUUUUUUGGCAACAAUGGGUAUUAAUCAUUCAGAGAUUGAUUUAUAAAUGAUGACAUAUUUUUCUGUAAUAUAUUUUUAUGAGUUUUUUACUAAAAUUUUUAAUGUCAAUAUUUAAUUCAUUAUUGGUAUAGAGAAAUUAAUGACUGUGUUCAACUCUACUAUCCUGGAUUCCUAUCUAUAGCAAUAUGAUGACAUUUGUACCAUGACAAAUUUAAAUAUUGUAUGAAAGUUCAUUGAUAAUAUUAGAAACAAAACUUACUUUGUUCUUUCCUCUAAAUAAAGUUGAAGAUAUUUAAGUAAUGCCAGAUUUUGAUCCAUUAUUUAUGUAAUGGCAUCAAUUGUAAAUGUGAAUCUAGAAUUCUGCCAGUUGAUUAAGAAAAGGUGAUUUCUUCUUUAAAAAUAUUUUUAAUAUGCCAAAAUGUAAAAACACCUAUUUUGUUUCUUGUUAAUUUAUCUCAGUUUUUAUAUUAAAAAAAAUUAAUUUUUCUCUGUACAGAUUUUUAAGAAGUUAAAAGAAGUUUUAUUUUACUAAUUUUCAAAUUUGUCAAUAUUGUCUAUAAUCGAUUUUUUAAUUUGUUAAUCACCUUCUCUUUGUCAUCACUUAAUAAUCUUCUCUGAAAGUAUUUUAUUCAGUAUUAAAACUAGAAUCAGUCUCUGAACGAUUAUUAAAAAAUUAUUAUUAACUCAUUCAUAUCCAUGACAUUUGAUGUUAUAUUAAGUUAAUUUACUUACAAAAUAAGCACAUACUUUGUCUUUUUUAUUUAAGAAACUUUUUGUAAAUUAUCUAAUUCUCCUUAUAUGUGAGGAAGGAUAUUUGGCAUAUGAUGUGGAAGAUUAUUCCACAUGCAAGAGUUAAUUGUGUUUAAGAAAUUUGUGAAUGUGUCUUAAAAUACCAUUAGCUCUUCUUGAUAAUUGUGGUGAUGGAAAAACCAAAAUAAAGGAGAACAUUGAUUUGUGUAGCUAGAACUAAUCUACAUUAGCUGUUUGUUAUUCAUUGUUACAAAGAAAGAAUACUGCCACUUAUUUUUUAUAUGUGUAUGUCUGUUGAACUUUACCAAGAUUGUGAUGCUACCAAACGACCAAAAUUUCGAAUGGUGUGAAGCUCUUGAUCUAUCGUUGGCUUUAUUUUACAUUUUAGAACUUCGAGUGCGCUAAAUGGCAGCAUUGCAUCCGUCGUUCUUUGACGAUGUCAUGCCACUGACAAAUAUUCCUAGCAUUAGGCAUAUAGAUAAUAAUUAGAAAGAGAAUGUUAAGUGCUCGAUGUUUGUUGUGAUAUUAGGUACAAAAAAUACAGUUUAUGAUCGUCAUUUUGGUGUAUUAAGUGGAAUUCUGUUACAAUUGCUGUUAUAUAACAUGUUUGCUAUCAAAAGAUUAUUAAAAAUGUAAACCUUUUUUUUGUUUGAAAUCCUGAAAUUUUUUACUUGUCUGAAAGAUCAGCUGAAUCUCUGUGUACAAAAUCUGUUUAAUAAUCACAACCAACUAUUUUGUCGAAUCCCUGGGAUUUGGCCCUAAAUCUGCUAGAUAUCUUUUCUCCUCAUCUCUCAGCGUGUGUUUCAACACCUUCCCAUUAUCUGUUAAGUGUGAAUCAAAAUGCACUUCUUGUUUGUCUGUGUCAAUAAAGCCAACUAACUGUAGAAUCUGACUGGAUAUAUAAGUGCAUAUUCAGACUAAAUGUAUAGUUUGAAAAAGAAAGUGUGUCAUAUGCCCAAUAGUUUCUAUUGUUUUAUCUUUGUGUCAUAUUUGCUGCAGAACAUUUUUAAAUAAGCUUCAACUUCAUUGGCUUAGCAAGUUGGUCAUGGAAUUUGUGGCCAUUAAGCACAGAAACUUGUUUUUAUUUCAUGAAAAGAGAAGCAACAGAGUACAACUACAUUCAAUUCUUCUAUCUUAACAUCUUAAAGUUUUCUUGGAUUAAGAUGAAUUGCAAUUUGCAUUGUAUGGAUUUUGUGCCAUUUGAAAAGCUGCAAAUUGUUUUGGCAUAGUGCAAGUUCUUUGAUUGCACUUUUUUAGUCUGAUAUUGACCAGGUAAGUAACAUGCCUUCUAACAGCAAAAUAAAGGUUGACUUUACAAAAUGGAUGUGUUAAGGGCCGAAGAAUUGAUGAUAGUUGUCAUUAAGAGACAGAUUUAGGAAUGAAUUGUACCAUAAUUCUAGAUAAGGAGAAAAGUUUUAAAAAUCAGAUCUUGAUUGCAUGACAUGAUGAUUGAGUUGGAAUGAGUGUAUGACGACUUGUUGAUUAAAUCGUAGAAUAUAAGACACUCUGUGGUGUUCAGUGCAUUGAAGCUAGUCUAUACUUUAUGAACUGGAUUUUAGAAAUGUUUGUGUUGUCGUUAGAUUUAGUUUCAUUCGUAAUAAUAAUCAAUUAAAAUUUUUAAACUGCAGUUACCUGUAUUAUACAAGAAAAAAGUCUGUUUUUCAUAACAUUAUUUAUUUAAUAAGAAUUUUUUUCUUUCAAUUUAAAACCAUAUCAAGACGUUUUACAGAAAUCUCCUCCUGUUGCAUUUUGAAUUUUGUUACAAUGUUUUUCUCCUGUAAACUGGAUCUUUGCAUAUUCAUAAAAUAGUAAUAAAACUUCAUAAACAUUUUAA
This is a messenger RNA of Argiope bruennichi, 8291 nucleotides long. Its product is annotated as NACHT domain- and WD repeat-containing protein 1-like. Bases 417 to 4589 code for a protein of 1390 amino acids. The record is from RefSeq and is a predicted model, not a curated record. Gene Ontology annotation, molecular function: ATP hydrolysis activity; protein binding. NCBI's taxonomy places the organism in Eukaryota, Metazoa, Arthropoda, Arachnida, Araneae, Araneidae. The transcript has 14 exons.